Bradysia coprophila is the source of this 644-nucleotide messenger RNA. RefSeq lists its product as uncharacterized. Lineage: Eukaryota; Metazoa; Arthropoda; Insecta; Diptera; Sciaridae. The record is from RefSeq and is a predicted model, not a curated record. Gene Ontology annotation, biological process: spermatogenesis.
GUCAAAUAUGCCAAACUCUAUCUGAAUCUAUUGCUCAUUUUCAAAACAUUCAAGCGAUUUCGGGAGUGAUUCUAUUGUUCUUACCAAAUUUGGAUACAAAUGGGAUCACCAGAAUAUCCGGACGACUCAAUCGAUCUGCAGCCACCGUCUACGAAUUCACUGCCCAUGCACGGAAUGGAUGAGAAUAACAGUGACAGCGACGAUAUUGACUUGGACAAUGAUAGAAUUCCGUCUAUUGAUCCCUACGCAGGAUACCAGCAAUUGAAUUUAGAAGACCUUGCCGAUGAUAAUGAUGAUGACGAUGAGGAUGAGGACAACACCAAUGUCCAGGAGCCAGUUGUCGCUAAUCAAAAUCCAACUGCUGAUGCAGAAAUUGCGUGUCAAGUAUGGAAUGCUCCACGACCAAAUGAAUUAGACAUUAAAAUUGAUCCGACCAAAUGUGAUGAGAUAAGAUCGGUUAUGUCCAAGGUGACACUAGGAGGAGUCGAACCACCCGAAUGGGCGAAAAACAUUCCAGAGACUAAGUGGAUCGAAGAAUUGUUGCAAGAAGUGCGUAGAAAGUCCCAUUCCAUAAGUUCAAUAAGUCAACCAGAUCCCUCUGAGGGGCCGUCAUCAGCCAGCAAAUAAAUUUCUUAAUUAUUUAA